GUAAGUAGCUGUCCCAUUACAUUGUACAGCAAGUCAGCCUAUCUGCAUUAAAUGUCAUGCUCUCAUGCAGUACCGUAAUAAUGUCGACCGGCCCAUCAGUACGUACAUUCAUCAAUUCUGAUCGAAUGAUUUUUGACCUGCAGAACACCCGCGCGCGGUCGCCAAGUUACUCCAGUUGACUUAUUAACUCGGUCGAGAUGAUCUAGCGGCUUCCUCGGGUGCAAGAAUAUCACUACGUUGCAUUAUUCAAGACACAGUUUCUCGUAUGUAUAUAAAGGCAUGGCGACUUUCCCUUUCCUACAACCCCCUUCACAAAAAUGGCCACUCGAACACUUCCAACUGCAACUGAAAUACUUGUCGUCGGCGGCGGACCCGCCGGAAGCUACGCUGCUGCUGCUUUAGCUCGAGAAGGCUUUGACGUCACUCUUCUCGAAGCUGCCAAGUUCCCUCGUUAUCAUAUUGGCGAGAGCUUGCUCCCGUCGAUCCGCCCCUUCUUGGCAUUUAUUGAUGCGGAAGAAACCAUCAAGAAUUACGGAUUCACAGUCAAGCCUGGUGCUGCGGUCAAGCUGAACCAGUUCAAACGAGAAGGAUAUACAGAUUUCAUUGCGCUGAACCCAGACAAUGGGUCUUGGAACGUGAUUCGGUCGGAGUUUGACGAUUUGCUAUUCCGUCAUGCUUCGAAGAGUGGCGCAAACGUGUUCGACAACAUAAGAGUCACCGAGUUUCAGUUCGAGGGCGAAAGACCUGUCUCAGCCAAUUGGAAGGAUGCCAACACUGGAACCGAGGGCCGUAUCUCUUUCAGCUACCUAGUCGAUGCAUCAGGAAAGAAAGGGGUCAUGUCCACAAAGUAUCUCAAGAACAGACGCUUUAAUCAGGCUCUCAACAAUGUCGCAUGUUGGGGGUACUGGGAUGGAACCGGGUCUUACAUGCCGGGUACCACUCGCCAGAAUGCUAUCUUUGUUGAAGCACUUGAAGACGAGUCUGGAUGGGCUUGGUUCAUUCCCCUUCACGAUGGAUCCACAUCUGUGGGAGUUGUGAUGGAUCAAGAGUCAAGCAAUCGCAAGAAGAAGGCUUCCCGUGCGGCCUCAGGAGGAUCCGGCUCAAACCUUCUGGCUCAUUACAAGCAAGAGCUUUUAAGCAAUGCUCCUGGAGUCCUUAAGUUGAUGGGAAAUGCCACCCUUCGAAACGAUGGUACACCGAUGGCUGUGAAAUCUGCAGGCGAUUUUAGCUACUCGACCCCCUCUUAUGCUGGGGAUCAUUACCGACUGGCUGGGGAUGCUGGAGCGUUCAUCGAUCCAUUCUUCUCCUCUGGCGUCCAUUUGGCUUUCACAGGUGGACUUUCGGCUGCUCUCACGAUUUCUGCGUCGAUCCGAGGACUCUGCAGCGAAGAUGAUGCCCAGCGUUGGCACACCUCAAAAAUCGCCACCUCUUACACGAGGUUCCUUCUUGUCGUCCUGGGCACCUACAAACAGAUCAGAAAUCAAUCUAUGCCGGUGAUGAGUGAUGUGGAUGAGGACAAUUUUGACAGAGCCUUUGAUCUCAUCAGGCCGGUGAUACAAGGAACAGCAGAUGUCGGUAAGGCCUUAACAGAAGACGAACUCCAGAAAACUAUGGACUUCUGUAGUCAUCUAUUCGCACCAACCGAUCCCGAGAUGCAUUCUGCGGUCAAAGCUAGACUGGAUCCUUCUCUAACAUCCCCAGACGCACCCGUCAUGACAGAGAGCGACAUCGAUCGCGUGCUUGGAGGUGCUGAUGAGGAAGCCAAGAUCGUUUUGAGCGAGAUCAACGCGCGGAAGCCCAUCCACACAAUGUACAACCCCACGGAGAACUUCGGUGUGGAGGAACACUUUGGUUUCAAAGCUGUCUUAGAGCGAGGUAGAUUGGGUUUGGUGACUAGCCAGACGGAGCUGUGAUAGACGCAUCGCUUACU
Messenger RNA from Suillus plorans, 1930 nucleotides. RefSeq names its product putative halogenase. Gene Ontology annotation, molecular function: monooxygenase activity. The transcript is spliced from 12 exons. The coding region runs from base 318 to 1913 and encodes 531 amino acids. Lineage: Eukaryota; Fungi; Basidiomycota; Agaricomycetes; Boletales; Suillaceae. The record is from RefSeq and is a predicted model, not a curated record.